AUGGGAUUUAACCUUCAUGUGCUCAUAUCAACUAUCCUUGGUUUCCUUUUGUUCAUGUUAAUCAAAAUUAUUUUGAGAUCAAAAGCUAAGAAAACAAACUACAAAUUACCACCAGGACCAAGAAAACUUCCACUCAUAGGGAACACUCACCAGCUUGGAGCCUUACCUCAUCAAUCCCUAGCAAAACUAGCGCACCAAUAUGGACCACUCAUGCAUAUGCAACUUGGUGAACUUUCUUGCAUAGUGAUUUCAUCUCAAGAAAUGGCUAAAGAGGUAAUGAAAAAACAUGAUCUCAACUUUGCAAAUAGGCCUCCACUUCUUGCAGCAGAAAUAAUAACUUAUGGAUAUAAAGGAAUGACUUUUUCUCCACAUGGAUCCUAUUGGAGACAGAUGAGGAAGAUUUGCACCAUGGAACUACUAUCACCAAAACGAGUCGAAUCUUUUAGAUUGGAAAGGGAAGAGGAAUUAGCAAGCUUUGUUAAAGAUAUAAUUUUGAGUGAAGGGUCAUCUAUAAACCUUAGUGAGAAGAUAGAUUCAUUAGCUUAUGGAUUAACUUCAAGAACAGCUUUUGGUGCAGAAAUUGAAGGUAAAGAAAAGUAUAGGAAACUUAUGAAGGAUGUGUCAAAGAUGGCUGGAGGGUUUUCUGUUGCUGAUUUGUUUCCUUCAAUUGGAAUCCUUCAAGUUCUUACAGGAUUAAGGAAAAAAAUUGACAAGCUUCAUAGUGAAAUGGAUGUGAUACUAGAGAAUGUUGUAAGAAGUCAUAGAGAAAAGAAUUUGGAAACAAGGGAUGAGGAAGAAACUGGGGAGGAUCUUGUUGAUGUUCUUUUGAAGCUGCAAAAGCAUAGUCACCUGGAACAUCCCUUGACAGACACUGUUAUCAAAGCAACAAUUUUGGAUAUCUUCAGUGCUGGAAGUGACACCACAUUUACAACUCUAGAAUGGGCAAUGUCAGAACUAGUUAAAAAUCCAAAUGUAAUGAAGAAAGCCCAGACUGAAAUAAGAAAAGUGUACAAUAAAAAAGGAUGUGUAGAUGAAGUAAGUCUUGAUAAGCUUGAAUACUUGAAAUCAAUUAUCAAAGAAACAUUGCGUCUACAUGCACCAGUUUCAUUAUUACUUCCAAGAGAGUGUAGUGAAAAAUGUGAAAUAAAUGGAUACGAAAUACCUGCAAAAAGCAAGGUAAUUGUUAAUGCUUGGUCAAUAAGCAGAGAUUCAAAAUACUGGAAUGAACCUAUGAAGUUUAUUCCAGAAAGGUUUAUUGAUAGUGAAGUUGAUUGCAAAGGUGUGGAUUUUCAAUUUAUACCAUUUGGUGCUGGAAGAAGGAUGUGUCCUGGUAUAACAUUUGGUAUUGCUAACUUGGAAAUUUCUCUUGCGAAUUUGCUUUACCAUUUUGAUUGGAACAUUCCUAAUGGGGAUAAUGCUGAUGAACUUGACAUGAAUGAAUCUUUUGGAUUGAAUGUUAGAAGAAAGCAUGAUUUGUGGUUGGUUCCCACUACUUAUCAUCCCUCAAGUUAA
Molecule: messenger RNA, 1512 nt
Organism: Vicia faba (fava bean)
Lineage: Eukaryota; Viridiplantae; Streptophyta; Magnoliopsida; Fabales; Fabaceae
Source: the annotation of a GenBank genome assembly